Paramecium pentaurelia is the source of this 640-nucleotide messenger RNA. The record is from the annotation of a GenBank genome assembly. Lineage: Eukaryota; Ciliophora; Oligohymenophorea; Peniculida; Parameciidae.
AUGGAGGAGUAAUUAUACAAAAUUGUUAUAGUAGGGAACAGCGCUGUUGGAAAGUCUUCAUUGCUUAUUCGCUUCUGCGAUGAUUAAUUCAGAGAUAUGUAUCUCAGUACAAUCGGAGUUGAUUUUCGUUUUAAAUCUUUGAGAGUUAAUGGAUAGGGAGUUAAAUUGUAGAUAUGGGAUACAGCUGGUUAGGAAAGAUUUAGAAAUAUUACUAACUCUUAUUACAAAGGAGCAUAAGGAAUCGUUGUGGUUUACGACAUUACAAACCUGAAGUCAUUUGAAGAUAUUCGUAAGUAUUGGAUGAAUGAACUCAAUCAUUACGCAGAUGAAAAUGUGUUGUUGAUGCUUUUAGGAAACAAAAGUGAUUUAGCAACUGAUGAAUCUAGAUAAGUAACUACAACAAUGGCUGAAGAAUUGGCCAAAGAAUUUAAUCUAAAAUUCUUUGAAGUAAGUGCAAAAACAAGUGACCAUGUAUGAAUCAUAAAUAUUAAAUAGGUCGAAGCUGCAUUUCAAGCCUUUACUCAAUAAAUUCAGGAAACAGGAAUAGCUGGAAAAAUAAGAAAACCAUAACCCCAGCAAUAUUUAUAAACACCAAUGCCUUAAGAAGACAAGCCAAAAAAAUAGGACAGUUGUUGCUGAU